Messenger RNA from Nymphaea colorata (pocket water lily), 1398 nucleotides. Its product is annotated as cysteine-rich repeat secretory protein 9-like. The transcript is spliced from 2 exons. The coding region runs from base 1 to 1398 and encodes 465 amino acids. NCBI's taxonomy places the organism in Eukaryota, Viridiplantae, Streptophyta, Magnoliopsida, Nymphaeales, Nymphaeaceae. The record is from RefSeq and is a predicted model, not a curated record.
AUGGCUGAAAGCCCCUCCUGGUCUUGCAUCGGCAGCUCAAACUACGCGCCGAACAGCACCUUCGGCCAUAACCUGCAGCGAGCGCUGUCCUCUCUGGUGGCCAACGUUUCCGUCACUGACUUUUACAAGGCCACCGUGGGCAACAGCCCUGACCAAGCCAUUGCCGCCUUCCAAUGUCGAGGUGACAUCGAUGCUGAAGCUUGCCAGCUCUGUGUCUCUGACGCUGCCUCACAGGUCACCCUGCGGUGCCCCAGCAACAGAUCGGCUGUUAUUAUCUUCCCAUUCUGCAUCGUCUACUUCCAUGACGCCAACUUCACCACGCCUCAAGCAUUUUUGCAUGUAUCCUUCCGGACCCCUUGGGCCAUCUUUGACCCCCAAAGCUUCAAGCCCAUGCUCACCCUCUUCUUCUACAAGCUGAUUGUUUCCGCCACCACCAACCCCUCGGGCCGCUUGUUCUGGGGCGACAAGUUCAAGUACACUCAAAACUUGACUAUCUAUGGCAUCGUUCAGUGCGUUCAGUCCAUGUCCCCAGGGUGCUGCAGAUCUUGCUUAGAGAUAGCCUUUGGCCAAAUGCUCAGGGAUGCUGGCGGUUCAACGGGUGGUUUAGUUUACCAAAACAUCGAGUGCCUUCUAAGAUUCAGAACCUUUCCCUUUUUCGUCCCCCCACCCCACAAGAUUGCUCCUAGCAGCGCCAUUUCUGUCUCAACUAAUUGCUUCCCACCAGCAUCCAGCAACAAGGUUGGCAGCCCCUUUCACAGAAACCUCAAGGCUUUGCUCCCUCAUCUGAUAAUCUAUGCACCUGUUUCUGGCUUCUAUGGCGAGACCGUUGGUGUCGGCUCCAGCCAAGUCUACGGUCAAGCCUUGUGCCGAGGCGACAUCCCUGAUGACGUUUGCUGGGAGUGCACUGCCCUGGCUUCUUCCAAAAUCCAAGAAUUAUGCCCUAAUAGUAGACGGGCAAUCAUAUGGCUCGACCACUGCCAGUUGCGCUAUAACUUCGCCGGCAUGGUAGACGUCCAUGACAGGGCAUGCCAACCAGCGGCAGACAAUGCAUCAAAUCCUCCGAACUUCUAUCAGAGUUUGAGAAUCCUUGUAGCCAACCUGACCUCGCUGGUGACGCAGAGCUCUCCUAAUCGCUUCUUCGCUACGGGAGUCUCUGUCCUUGAGGAAGCAAAGAGGAUCUACGCUCUGGCGCAGUGCGUCAAAGAUAUACCUGCGGACCAAUGUGGGUGGUGCUUGCAGAAUGCCAGCUCCGAUAUUGCAGGAUGCUUUAAUGGAAAGCAAAGCGGUCGCAUCCUCAGGGGAAGCUGCAACUUGGCUUUUGGAGUGCGGCCUUUCUUCUCCAGCGAUCCUACUGUGACAUCACUUCCGGAGCCCAGUCGCGGUGAGUCCACUUCGUGA